UAUUUGUUUUUAAAUAAGUCACUACUUGAAAUCAUCACUAUUUGAGCUAGUUUUUUUUUUAAAUAAUAUAAAAUCAUUUGGUGGAAUUGAUAGAUGUAGACGAGGUAGAUAGAGCAAGUUAUUCCGUAAAGUUGUUUUUUUUUUUAUUGUCAAUAAACAAGUCUCUAGUGGAUGGUUUAUAAUAGAAUCACACAUUGACUUAAACUUUCGCCAAAAAAUUCGAUACGUCGCACUCUCGAGAGGCGGGAAUAUAUAGUUUUAUGAUGAGUGCUCGGGAAAAAACUGAUUCGUUCUGGUCCUCCACAUAACUUCAUAUACGGUAAGGUAGAAGGCCAGAGUGGAUAUUCUACUGCUGGAUGGGAUGUUAAGGGUGCUGCUGGAGGAGUGAAAAAGUCUCCGAUGUUAGGAGAAAUGCCUACCCCUGAGGGGAUUUUCAGGAGUAAGGCAGUAUUUGCGCAGGUCGUAAGGGGCGUAGGGGAUUUCAGAUAAUCUGGGAAAUCUGUAUUUUUUGAAAUAACCUCAGAUAAAUUUUUAUUUUGCCAGUUUAAUUACGGUUUAGCAUAAGGAUCCCAGAAGGAAUUUUUCAAAAAUCAAGUGUUUUUCUUGAUAAUUCAAGGAAAAAACCAUUUUACCCCUUAAGGGGAAGAAAUAUCCCUUGGAAAGUCAUCGGUAGACUUCGUGCCGAUUCGUUCCCCUUGCCGAAAGGAGUGAAUUUUGUUUAGUUGAGGGGUUUUAUAGAGUGUCUCAGCGCACUUGUGAUAGUACUUCAGUGAUAAGUCAACGGGGAAAGAUGUAGUCAAUUGUUCCGUGAUUCCUUGUGGUGAAAUGUAUAAGCGUGGAAAAUGGAUAUAGGAAAGAUGUACCGAAUUGUAUAUAAGGGAUUGUGCGAGAAUGGUAUUGUGAGAAAGAGUUAUACAAGAAACUUAAUUCACUGAGAGAUAUAAAACCAAAGAAAUCAUCUCUUUUGUGACCUAGAAAAUAAAAGUCGAAGAUUACAGAAUAUUUGUGUGAAUGAAGUGGUUAGGACAGAUUUUAUAAAAUUGAAUUUAAAAAAAAAAAGAAAAAUAUAAAAAAAAGUUAAGAACAUUUUGCAGUAGUUUUGCAAUGGAAAAUGAAAUGUUUAGCAGUGAAUUAAUCUUCAUAUCAACAUCCAAGAACUCUCAAGACUUGUAUAUUAAUAACAGUGAAAAUUUCUCUUCCUAAACACGAAGAAGAUUUCGUAUUAUGUCUGGAUGCAAAACGGCAAAAUGAGUCCAAUGGAAUAAAGUUGAAGGAUAAACAGGAAUAGGGAAGAGAGAGAGUAUAAUGUUUCAAGAGUGUGCAAUUCUAAUUCAGAGGAUUCUUGAGGCUAUAAUGUGGUUGGUGGUAUGAUAUGCAAAAAUGUGCAAGAGGAAGAAUAUAAGAGAGAGAGACUUUAGUACAUUGCAAAAGCAGUGAAAAGACUUAUAGUUAAUGAAAUCGUUGCCUAGAAUGCGCGACUGGCUGGGAAAUGGAAGAAAAACUGGCACAACCACAAGAUUUUCUCUUUAUUUCGUAUGCACCAGCAUUAUCAUCUAGUGUCUAGAUUUUUCUAUGAGAUGCUGAAGCAAUUUGACGUUCUUUCUUUUAUUUUUUUUUUACUUUGGUGAAACUCUAGUCAGAGCUUUUAUCCAGUCUCUAUUGAAUUGCACGUGAAAAAGUGAAAUUUAAAUUUAAAUUUGUGAAUGAAAAAAUAAAGCACGAGGGAAAAUUGUGUUUAGUGUGUGUAAAGAAAUAUGGGUGAAAAAAUUUUUAGGUAAAGUGAAAAGGCAUUUUGAUAAAAAAAAAAACCGAAAUAAAAUGUACAGUGGAUGGAGAAAUUGUGUCAAAUAUGAAGCAUACAAAUUGUUACGCAAACCGAUAAUGAACCCCAAAUAGAAAGUUAUACCAACAAUAAAAUUUGCUACUUUUGAUGACCGUGAGUGCUUUUCACACCAAAAUGGUUGUGGAAUGCGGAAAAUGUGCUAGGAGAUGGUAAAAUGCCAGAGACGUAGACAAUUUUGAGUGAGACAGUUAGUUGAUGGGAAAUUCGUAGGAUGUGCGGAAAAUGUGAAAAUUGCCUGACAGAGUGAAUAUACAGUCAGAAAUAUCUCAUUAAUUGCUCGUUGACAAACAAAAAAAAAUCUAUUUAAAAAAAAAAAGCUUAGCAAUAACGAAAAAAAGUAUCUCAUUAAAAGUGUUUUUAAAAAAAAAAUCUACCCUCUGUAUCCUUUCACAUUUUCCUACCAAUCCAUCCUCAGUUGCGAAAAAAAACAACUCCACAAAAAAACACCCCCCGAACCUAUCACUAUAAAGGGAAAUAUAUUUUAAAAUCAAUGAUGAUUUCUCUAAUUAUCUGGAGUACAUUUCAUGAAAUAAUCCAUGUAUUUGAACGGCAAUCACAGAAAAAUCCUUACAAUUUUGAUUGUUUAGGCACAUAGAGGCUCCUUUUUGUGUCCCACCCGAAAAAAAAGAGAAAGGAAAGCAAAAGAAAAGUCCAGAGGAGGAUUUCAACGUAGAGUGUCGAGAGAGAGAGAAAAAGGUCCAUUUUCUCAAAGAUUUUUUUUUACAUUUAACUUCUUGCAAUUCCCUUGCAAAAGGUGAUUUGAAAAGGCAAGAAGGAGGAACCUUAGAGCAAGACACAAAAAAAAGGCAGCAGAAAGAUAACGAGGGAUUAGGAUGAAGAAUCAUCUAUUUGACACUCUACCAACGCCAUCGAAAUUUUCCAUGCUUGCACUUUUCCUCUCUAUCCUCAUGAUAUGGACACAGCCAAUCUUUGGAUCUCAUGGAAAUUUCUCGGAUUUUCCAUUCAUCCAAUACCUGACACAUCCUCCGGAGAUUGACAAGAAGCCAUCAAAUCAGGGUGUUCGUGUGGGUGGUGUAGCGAGCUUUUUCUGUGCAGCACGAGGUGAUCCUCAACCGACGAUUAUAUGGCGAAAAAAUGGAAAGAAAGUUUCCGGAACCCAGAGCCGAUAUUCUGUAAUUGAGGCACAUGGUGUUUCGAUUUUGCGGAUUGAACCUGUACGAGCUGGUCGGGAUGAUGCACCGUACGAAUGUGUGGCUGAGAAUGGGGUUGGUGAUGCCGUUUCAGCUGAAGCCACUCUCACUGUCUACGAAGCUGACAAAACUCCAAGUGGAUUUCCUGUUAUCACGGUUCAGCGGCCUACGACUCGAGUUAUUGAAAUCGGGCACACAGCUGUUAUGCAAUGCAAAGCGAGCGGAAAUCCAAUUCCUAAGCUGUAUUGGUUGAAGGAUUCCAAACGUGUAGAUAUGACUAAUCCUCGAUAUUCUAUGAGCGACGGAGGAGAUCUUCAGAUUAAUAAUAGCGAAGAGGAUGAUAUGGGAAAAUAUGAAUGUGUGGCAGAAAAUUCAGUUGGGACUGAACAUUCAAAGGCAACCCUUUUGUAUGUGAAAGUUCGACGUGUUCCACCUCAAUUCUCUCGUCGUCCUGAAGCACUCAGUGAAGUGAUGCUGGGAUCCAACUUAACACUCACAUGUGUCGCAGUUGGAAGUCCGAUGCCCUACGUCAAGUGGCGAAAAGGUGAUCAGGAACUGACACCAGACGAUCAAUUACCAAUUGGACGAAAUAUUCUUGAACUGACAAACAUUCAGCAUAGUGCAAAUUAUACAUGCAUAGCUGCUUCAACACUUGGAAUAAUUGAUGCUCCGGCAAUUGUUAAAGUUCAGUCCCUCCCUACGGCUCCAACGGAUGUAUCUAUUUCGGAAGUAACAGCAACAUCGGUACGCCUUGAAUGGUCAUAUAAGGGACCCGAAGACUUGCAGUACUACGUUAUCCAGUAUAAGCCCAAGAAUGCCAAUCAGGCAUUCAGUGAAAUAAGUGGCAUAAUUACAAUGUUUUAUGUUAUCCGUGGCCUGAGUCCAUACACAGAGUAUGAAUUCUAUGUAAUUGGUGUUAACAAUAUUGGACGUGGACCACCUUCGAUUCCAGCCACAUGCACAACGGGUGAAACAGAAAUGGAAAGUGCGCCAAGGAACGUGCAAGUGCGUCCUCUCAGCUCUUCAACGAUGGUUAUUACUUGGGAGCCACCUGAAACACCAAAUGGCCAAGUUACGGGCUAUAAAGUCUACUAUACGACAAAUCCUAAUCAACCGGAGGCAUCAUGGGACUCACAAAUGGUAGACAAUAGCGAGUUAACAACAAUAUCUGAAUUAACGCCACACGCCAUUUACACAGUUCGUGUACAAGCAUUUACGUCUAUGGGUCCCGGACCGAUGUCCAAUCCAGUUCAAGUAAAAACCCAACAAGGCGUACCAUCGCAACCAAGUAAUUUCCGGGCGAUUGAUAUUGGAGAGACAGUUGUGACUCUAUCUUGGUCGAAACCAUUGCAUUCUGGUGAAAAUAUUGUUCACUAUGAACUAUAUUGGAAUGAUACAUAUGCCAAUGAGCAGCAUCAUAAACGCAUUGGCAAUACUGAGAGUCACAAUUUGUCUGGAUUAUAUCCUGACACUCUCUACUAUAUAUGGCUGGCCGCGAGAUCACAACGUGGUGAAGGUGCUACAACUCCACCGAUUCCCGUGCGCACCAAGCAGUAUGUACCUGGAGCACCACCUCGCAAUAUAUCGGCUGAAGCCACAAGUGCAACAACAAUUGCGAUUUCGUGGCAACCACCACCAAUUGAGCGAUCCAAUGGACGAAUAAUCUAUUACAAAGUGUUCUUUGUGGAGGCUGGACAGUCGGACAGUGAGGCCACUGUCACAACAUUGAACACAACCGAAAUCUUGUUGGAUGAAUUGAAAAAGUGGACUGAAUACAAGAUUUGGGUUCUUGCUGGAACAAGUGUUGGCGAUGGACCGAAAUCCUAUCCAGUCACAGUUCGAACACAUGAAGAUGUGCCAGGUGAUCCGCAGGACGUCAAGGCAAUUCCACUCAAUUCCACCUCAAUUCAUGUGAGCUGGAAGCCACCCGUGGAGAAGGAUCGCAAUGGCAUUAUUCGUGGCUACCAUAUUCACAUUCAGGAACUCAAAGAAGAGGGCAAGGGCUUCCUGAAUGAACCCUUGAAAUUUGACGUUGUUGAGGGUCUGGAGUACAAUGUGACAGGACUUCAGCCAGAUACAAGAUACUCCGUCCAAGUGGCUGCUCUAACGCGCAAAGGAGAUGGAGACAGGAGUUUGCCAAUUAAUGUGAAGACUCCUGGUGGAGUUCCAACGCGUCCAGUGGUCAAUCUCAAGGCUCUGCGUGAUCCAACUGUGUCCAUUGAGCUCGAAUGGGAGCGCCCCAAACAAACUUACGGGGAAUUGAGGGGAUACCGACUGAGGUGGGGAGUCAAAGAUAAUAUUUUGAAUGAAGAAGUGAUUCAGGGAGCUCAUGUCAAUACGAAGAGGUUCAAUGAUUUGGAACGUGGGGUUGAGUAUGAGUUUAGAAUAGCUGGGAUGAAUCAUAUUGGGAUUGGUCAGGAGGCUGUGAAGUAUUAUACGACACCAGAGGGAGCUCCCAAUGGCCCUCCAACGAAUAUCACUGUGCGUUUCCAGACACCUGACAUUGUGUGCAUCUCUUGGGAUCCGCCUCACAGGGAGACUCGCAAUGGGCAGAUUAGUCGGUACGAUGUGCAAUUUCACAAGAAAAUCGAUCACGGAUUGGGCACAGAGAGGAAUACAACGGGGUACAAGGUUGUAUUUACGGGGUUGGAAGAGAAUACGGAGUAUGUGUUCAGGGUGAGGGCGUACACGAGGCAAGGUGCUGGGCCGUUCAGUGAGAAGGUUAUUGUGGAGACUGAGAGGGAUAUGGGCAGAGCACCAAUGUCAGUUCAGGCUGUGGCCACUUCUGAACAAACGGUGGAAGUCUGGUGGGAGCCAGUUCCAUCUCGGGGACGCCUGAUAGGCUACCAGAUCUUCUACACCAUGACAGCUGUUGAGGACCUCGAUGAAUGGCAGACUAAGGUCCUGGGACUAACAGAGUCGGCUGAUUUGAUAAAUCUUGAGAAGUAUGCUCAGUAUGCAAUUGCAAUUGCGGCCAGAUUCAAGUCUGGCCUGGGGCGAUUGAGUGAGAAAGUGACGGUAAAGGUGAAGCCUGAGGAUGUCCCAUUGAAUCUCCGUGCUCAGGAUGUUAGUACACAUUCAAUGACUCUGAGCUGGUCACCACCAAUUCGACUCAAUCCCACUAGCUACAAAAUCUCUUUCGAUGCCAUCAAGGAGUUUGUGGACUCGCAGGGUAUCACACAGACACAAAUAGUGCCCAAGAGGGAGAUUAUCCUCAAGCACCACGUCAAGUCGCACACGAUUAAUGAGCUCUCCCCAUUCACCACCUACAGUGUCAAUGUGAGCGCCAUUCCGGCCGACUAUUCCUACAAGCCACCCACCAAAAUCACCGUCACCACCCAAAUGGCAGCCCCCCAGCCCAUGGUUAAGCCUGACUUCUACGGUGUCGUCAAUGGUGAGGAGAUACAGGUGAUUCUCCCACAGGCUUCGGAGGAAUAUGGUCCAAUAUCCCAUUACUAUCUGAUUGUGGUGCCGGAAGAUAAGUCAAAUUUGCACAAGAAUCCAGAUCAAUUUCUCACGGAGGACAUGCUGCCGGGACGUCGUAUUGAACGUACCAAUGCACCCUAUAUUGCAGCAAAAUUCCCCCAGAGAAACAUUCCAUACACCUUUCACCUGGGUUCCGGUGAGAUUUAUCACAAUUUCACGAAUAAGAAAUUGGAGCGCGGCAAGAGAUAUCGGAUUUUCGUGAGGGCUGUUGUCGAUACGCCUCAGAAGCAUCUCUACACGUCCAGUCCAUUUUCUGAAUUUCUGGCCUUGGACAUGCGAGAAGCACCACCAGGAGAACCACCAAAUCGACCUCUGCCCAAUAUUCCCUUUGAUCCUGAGGUGUCAGUCAAUAAAAAUUCCAAUGAACCCGGAAUGUUUUGGGUGGUUGGACCAAUUAUUGCUGCUCUUCUCAUCUGCUUCAUCUUUGUCGUCAUCUACUUCGUGAAGCGUCGCAGGCAAUCCUGCAAGACACCCGAUCAAGCUGCUGUUACACGUCCUCUGAUGGCAGCGGAUUUGGGUGCUGGACCAGCUCCAUCGGAUCCAGUUGACAUGAGAAGAUUGAACUUCCAAACUCCCGGAAUGAUCAGUCAUCCACCGAUUCCCAUCACGGAAUUUGCCAAUCACAUCGAACGCCUCAAAGCAUCAGACAAUCUCAAAUUUUCCCAGGAGUACGAGAGUAUCGAACCUGGUCAGCAAUUCACAUGGGAUCAUUCCAAUUUGGAAGUGAAUAAGUCAAAGAAUCGCUAUGCCAAUGUCACGGCAUACGAUCACAGUCGAGUCAUUCUGCAGACGAUGGAUAGUCAGGGAUCGGACUACAUCAAUGCCAAUUACUGCGAUGGAUACAGGAAACACAAUGCUUACGUUGCUACUCAGGGACCUCUUCAGGAUACUUGUGCUGAUUUCUGGAGAAUGUGCUGGGAAUUGCGCACUUCCACCAUUGUCAUGAUGACUCGCCUGGAGGAGCGUGCGAGGAUCAAGUGUGACCAGUACUGGCCAUCUCGGGGCAGUGAGACUUACGGGCAGCUCACAGUGACCAUCUCGGAAACUCAGGAACUGGCCACGUACAGCAUCCGCACUUUCCAGGUGUGCAAGCAGGGCAGUGGCGAGAGGCGAGAGAUUAAGCAGCUGCAGUUCACAGCAUGGCCAGAUCAUGGAGUUCCUGACCAUCCGGCACCAUUUCUGCAAUUUCUGCGUCGCUGUCGUGCUCUCACUCCGCCGGAUUCGGGUCCAGUGAUUGUGCACUGUUCGGCUGGUGUUGGCCGGACGGGAUGCUUCAUUGUCAUUGACUCGAUGCUGGAGAGGAUGAAGCAUGAGAAGACAAUCGAUAUCUAUGGGCAUGUGACUUGUCUGAGGGCACAACGAAAUUACAUGGUUCAGACAGAGGAUCAGUACAUCUUCAUCCAUGAUGCCAUCCUCGAGGCCAUCAUCUGUGGGAACACAGAAGUGGCUGCCCGGAAUCUGCACAAUCACAUCCAGAAGCUCAUGCAGACAGAACCUGGAGAGAAUAUCACGGGAAUGGAGGUGGAAUUUAAGAAAUUGUCGAAUAUCAAAGCAGACAGCUCGCGUUUCGUGACGGCCAAUUUGCAGUGCAACAAACACAAGAAUCGCCUUGUGCACAUCCUUCCGUACGAAUCCAGUCGCGUGUGCAUCAGUCCAAUUCGUGGCAUCGAGGGCAGUGACUAUAUCAAUGCUAGCUUCAUUGAUGGGUAUCGCUACAGGAAUGCCUAUAUUGCUGCCCAGGGACCUCUUCAGGACACCGCCGAGGACUUUUGGCGCAUGCUGUGGGAGCACAAUUCGACCAUUGUGGUGAUGCUGACCAAACUCAAAGAAAUGGGAAGGGAAAAAUGCUACCAAUACUGGCCACAUGAGCGUUCUGUGCGGUAUCAGUGCUACGUGGUGGAUCCGAUUGCGGAGUACAAUAUGCCGCAGUACAAGCUGCGUGAGUUCAAAGUGACGGACGCCAGGGAUGGCUCAUCGAGGACAGUGCGUCAGUUCCAGUUUAUCGAUUGGCCAGAGCAGGGAGUACCCAAAUCAGGUGAAGGUUUUAUCGAUUUUAUUGGGCAGGUGCACAAGACGAAGGAGCAAUUUGGCCAAGAUGGCCCAAUAACUGUGCACUGCAGUGCUGGAGUUGGUCGAACGGGUGUCUUCAUAACGCUCAGCAUUGUGCUGGAGCGAAUGCAGUACGAAGGUGUGCUGGAUGUCUUCCAGACUGUGCGAAUUUUGCGAUCUCAGCGACCGGCCAUGGUGCAGACUGAGGAUCAGUAUCAGUUCUGCUAUCGUGCUGCUCUUGAGUAUCUUGGGUCAUUUGACCACUAUGCCAAUUGAGGGGGAGGGAGGAGAGUGUCGUAAGUAAGACGAGUGUUUUUUGUGCCCACUUGUGCCAGAUUUUGUGAUGACUGACACCAUAUUCAAAAAAUGUCUGACUGAGAAGGGAUGGGCAAUUUUGCUUUCCUCUUCUGGCAAUUUCCGAGGUCUACGUUAACUUAGAAAAUAUUUGUAUAUUUAUUUUA
Molecule: messenger RNA, 8990 nt
Organism: Phlebotomus papatasi
Lineage: Eukaryota; Metazoa; Arthropoda; Insecta; Diptera; Psychodidae
Gene: Lar
Product: tyrosine-protein phosphatase Lar
Exons: 22
Coding region: 2677-8805 (2042 amino acids)
Biological process (GO): protein dephosphorylation
Molecular function (GO): protein tyrosine phosphatase activity; protein binding
Source: RefSeq, a predicted model, not a curated record